Pseudophryne corroboree (corroboree frog) is the source of this 5279-nucleotide messenger RNA. RefSeq names its product zinc finger protein 271-like. Gene Ontology annotation, cellular component: nucleus. Bases 325 to 3297 code for a protein of 990 amino acids. Gene Ontology annotation, biological process: urogenital system development; embryo development; regulation of transcription by RNA polymerase II. The transcript has 6 exons. The record is from RefSeq and is a predicted model, not a curated record. Lineage: Eukaryota; Metazoa; Chordata; Amphibia; Anura; Myobatrachidae. Gene Ontology annotation, molecular function: RNA polymerase II transcription regulatory region sequence-specific DNA binding; DNA-binding transcription factor activity, RNA polymerase II-specific.
CUGUGAGCGGGGUGUGGGAGUGGAGGGGCCAGUCACCAGGAAGCGGCCCGUGCCAAUCAUGCCCUACUUCCUGCUUUCCUCCUUACUUCCGGUCACACAGAUCAGGGUUAAACAGUGGUAAAGAAGACAUCCGAUCGCAUUGUGUUAGAGGGACUGAGCAGAACCCAGAGCCCCAUCACUGUGCCUCCACCUCACUCACUGAUACAUGAGACACAAUAACCAAAAGAUCCUGGAACUCACCAACAAGACGAUUCAGCUGACUGGAGAGGUGACUUUUGGGAGGGGGAGUAUAUAGAGGAACACAGGGGUCUGUACAAGGACGUGAUGAUGGAGAAUCACCGGCCCCUCACAUCACUGGAUGGGCCCAGUAACAGAGAUACCCCAGAGAGAUGUCCCCGUCCUCUGUAUUCCCAGGAUUGUACAGAGGAGAAUCACAGGACCGCACAGGAGGAUCAGGUAGAACGUCUGUCUGAUAUUAAAACAGAAGACAUAGAAGGAGAAGAAGAGACGUAUGUGACUGAUAUAAAGGCAGAAGAUAUAGAGGGAGAAGAAGAGACUUAUGUGACUGAUAUAAAGGCAGAAGAUAUAGAGGGAGAAGAAGAGACGUAUGUGACUGAUAUAAAGGUAGAAGAUAUAGAGGAAGAAGAAGGGACGUAUGUGACUGAUAUAAAGGCAGAAGAUAUAGAGGAAGAAGAAGAGACGUAUGUGACUGAUAUAAAGGCAGAAGAUAUAGAGGGAGAAGAAGAGACGUAUGUGACUGAUAUAGAGACAGAAGAUACAGAGGGAGAAGAAGAGACGUAUGUGACUGAUAUAAAGGCAGAAGAUAUAGAGGAAGAAGAAGAGACGUAUGUGACUGAUAUAAAGGCAGAAGAUAUAGAGGAAGAAGAAGAGACGUAUGUGACUGAUAUAAAGGCAGAAGAUAUAGAGGGAGAAGAAGAGACGUAUGUGACUGAUAUAGAGACAGAAGAUACAGAGGGAGAAGAAGAGACGUAUGUGACUGAUAUAAAGGCAGAAGAUAUAGGGGGAGAAGAGACGUAUGUGACUGAUAUAAAGGCAGAAGAUCUAGAGGGAGAAGAAGAGACGUAUGUGACUGAUAUAAAGGCUGAAGAUCUAGAGGGAGAAGAAGAGACGUAUGUGACUGAUAUAAAGGCUGAAGAUCUAGAGGGAGAAGAAGAGACGUAUCUGAAGGGUGAUCAGCAGUGUAAGGAGGAGGAAAUCCCUACAGAUAUCAGCACAGCAGAUGGACACACAAGCAGGAAUAUCUCAGAAGGACAUCUAAUGUUAUCCCCGGAUUGUGACAUAAAAGAUAAUGACAGUAGACCGGAUUCUCCAGGAGAUAACCCCAUUACCCCAAUGAUACAUCCAGCUCUAUCAGCUGGUCCUUCUGAUCCUGGGAAGUGUUCUCCUGAUCACUCUGAUAUUGGUGCAUCUGUUACAGCUCUGACAGUAGAUACAGUGUUUCCCUGUUCUAUAGAUGCCAAAUGUUUUACACAGAACACAAAGCCUAUUAACCCACACACAGGUAAGGCAGGUGGAAGGCCACUGAUAUGUUCAGAGUGUGGGAAAUGUUUUACAUACAAAUCACAUCUUGUUAUACAUCAGAGAAGUCACACAGGUGAGAGGCCACUGACAUGUUCUGAGUGUGGGAAAUGUUUUGCACGGAAAUCACAUCUUGUUAUGCAUCAGAGAAGUCACACAGGUGAGAAGCCGUUUCCAUGUUCUGAGUGUGGGAAAUGUUUUGCACACAAACUAUAUCUUGUUAGACAUCAGAGGAGACACACAGGUGUGAAGCCAUUUUCUUGCUCUGAGUGUGGGAAAUGUUUUACACAGAAAUCACAACUUGUUACACAUCAGCAAAUUCACACAGGUGAGAAUCUGUUUUCUUGCUCUGAGUGUACGAAAUGUUUUACACGGAAAUCAGAUCUUAUUACACAUCAGCGAAGUCACACUGGUGAGCAGCCAUUUCCAUGUUCUGAGUGUGGGAAAUGUUUUGCAGACAAAUCAAAUCUUACUAAACAUGAAAGAAGUCACACAGGUGAGAAGACAUUUUCAUGCUCCGAGUGUGGGAAAUGUUUUACACGGAAAUCACAUCUUGUUACACAUCAGCAAAGUCACACAGGUGAGAAGCCAUUUCCAUGUUCUGAGUGUGGGAAAUGUUUUGCACACAAACCAGAUCUUGUUAGACAUCAGAGAAAUCACACAGGUGAGAAGCAAUUUUCUUGCUCUGAGUGUGGGAAAUGUUGUUUAAGUAAAUCACAUCUUGUUACACAUCAGAGAAGUCACACAGGUGUGAAGCCAUUUUCUUGCUGUGAGUGUGGGAAAUGUUUUACACGGAAAUCAAAUCUGGUUAGACAUAACAGAAGUCACACAGGUGAGAAGCCAUUUUCUUGCUCUGAGUGUGGGAAAUGUUUUACACAGAAAUCACAUCUUGUUAUACAUCAGAGGAGUCACACAGGUGAGAAUCUGUUUUCUUGCUCUGAGUGUACGAAAUGUUUUACACGGAAAUCAGAUCUUAUUACACAUCAGCGAAGUCACACAGGUGAGAAGCAAUUUUCUUGCUCUGAGUGUGGGAAAUGUUGUUUAAGUAAAUCAGAUCUUGUUAGACAUCAGAGAAGUCACACAGGUGAGAAGCCAUUUUCUUGCUCUGAGUGUGGGAAAUGUUUUGCAUGGAAAUCAAAUCUUGUUAAACAUCAGAGAAGUCACACAGGUGAGAGGCCAUUUCCAUGUUCUGAGUGUGGGAAAUGUUUUGCACGGAAAUCAGUUCUUGUUAUACAUCAGAGAAGUCACACAGGUGAGAAGCCAUUUCCAUGUUUUGAGUGUGGGAAAUGUUUUGCACGGAAAUCAGUUCUUGUUAUACAUCAGAGAAGUCACACAAGUGAGAAGCCAUUUCCAUGUUCUGAGUGCGGGAAAUGUUUUGCACACAAAUCAGAUCUGGUUAGACAUAACAGAAGUCACACAGGUGUGAAUACAUUUUCUUGCUCUGAGUGCGGGAAAUCUUUUGCACACAAAUCAGAUCUGGUUAGACAUAACAGAAGUCACACAGGUGAGAAGCCAUUUUCUUGCUCUGAGUGUGGGAAAUGUUUUGCAUGGAAAGCAGAUCUUGUUAAACAUCAGAGAAGUCACACAGGUGAGAAGCCAUUUUCCUGUUCUGAGUGUGGGAAAUGUUUUGCACGGAAAUCAGAUCUUAUUACACAUCAGAGAAGUCACACAGGUGAGAAGCCAUUUCCAUGUUUUGAGUGUGGGAAAUGUUUUGCACACAAAUCAGAUCUGGUUAGACAUAACAAGUCACACAGGUGAGAAGCCAUUUUCUUGCUCUGAGUGCGGGAAAUGUUUUACACAGAAAUCACAUCUUGUUACACAUCAGCGAAGUCACACAGGCAUUUCCAUACUCUGAGAAAUAAGCUUUUGUUGCACACAAUAGACCACUCAGGUGAGAAACCAUUUUGAUCUUCUUGAGUAUACUUAUCAUUGCCAUGUAAUGUUCCUCAAGAUUCUGUCCUAUCUCUUAUGCUUUUUGCAAUAUACAUGCAACAGGUCCUUCUGAUAGAAGCUCACCAACAAAGGGCAGGGCUACAGCUCAGCUUUGCAAACCAAACAGACUUAAGCUUGGGGGUUCAGAGUAACAAAAUGCUGAUCAUGUGCGGAAUCUUGGGGGUAAAUUUACUAAGAUGUGAGUUCUAUUUAAGAUGGGAUGUUGCCAAUAGCAACCAAUCAGAUUUCAGGUAUUAUCUUCUAUAAGGUGCUAGAUAAAUGAGAAGUAGAAUCUGAUUGGUUGCCAUGGGCAACAUCCCAUCUUAAAUAGAACUCCCAUCUUAGUAAAUUUCCCCCUUGGUGUCCUGGAUGGUGGAGUGAUACUUGGGGGGUAUUCAACUGUUUGAAAAGUCAGGUGUUUGUUUUUUCCUAUCUACUAGACCGGAAAAAACACCCCCAACCAACUUUUCAAACAGUUGACUUCCACGCUUAGACAUCAAAUAUCAGCCACAAUCAGAUCCUCAUCUGAGGAACAUAGCCAGACUCCAGCACUUAUUUCCCUCAGAAGAUCUACCUACAGUCAUACAUGUAUUUGUAUCAUCACACAUAGACUACUGCAAUGUCCUCUACCUGGGUCUCCCAGCAAAUGAAUUGCACCGCUUGUAGCUUGUACAGAAUGCAGCAGCCAGGUUGUUACCUAACCAGCCCGUUCCUGCCACAUAACACCCAUUCUCUGCUCCCUUCACCGGCUGCCUGUAAGAUGGUGACUCUAUUACAUAAUCUUACUGACUCUCCCAGCCCUACAUGACCAGGGUCCAAGGUACCAGAAGCAGCGCCCUGUUCGGUUCCAUCUGCAGAUGAAGGACUGUAACUAGCAGUAUCAAUUCCCCAAGCAGUGCUGAGAUGUCGGGUAGGCGGCACCUUUGCAUUAGUGGGGGCUGCUGGAGCAGUGUCUACAUAGGUAAUAUUGUCUCCAAGCAGCACUGAGGUGUCAGGGGAGACAGGGCGGAUGGCUGCAGUGCGGUACCAGGGGCUGCUGGAGGCAGUGUCUAUGUGGGUAAUCAUGUCCCAAAAAAGAGCUAAGGUGUCAGGGAGACAGCGGGUGGCAGUAGUGGAAGGAGACAGGGUGGUGGCAGUAGAGGGGUAGACAGGGCAAGUGACCGUAGUGGGGGGAUACAGGGCGGUGGCAGUAGUGUGAGAAGAUGGGGUAGUGGGAGGAGACAGGGCAGGUGGUAGUAGUGGGGGAGACGGCGAGUGGUAGUAGUGGGGGGGAGACAGGGCGGGUGGCCGCAGUGCAGUUACAUUGGCUGCUGGAGGCAGUAAAGAGGUGUAUGGGUCCCGCACAGAAUCAGUUGAUAAUUAGACUUAAUGAUUAUGUUUCCUUAUUUCUAAUGAAUCCCUUGUAUGUGUUACUGUUAUUUGCUGUGUCAGCCUUUAUGUGUGUUCUGUGUAAUAAUCCUGAAAGUAGUGCUGCUACCGAUCUCAUAUCAUUUGUAGUAACUUGGAAAAGAUGAGAUAUGAGGUGCACUCUGGAAGCUUAUAGGGGGUAAUCAGAGAUGAACGCAGAUGUGACAUCAUGCAGCCCCUGAAAAAUGGUCCUAGCCCACCCGCGUUAACCCCUCAGGGAUGUGACCGCAAUGUGCGCAUGUAUAUAUUACCACCACCAGCAAACUGUUGCGAGACGCUAUUGCGGCUGGUUCUGAAUGACCCCCAUAGGCUGUUGUGCAGAGUAAAGUAUUUUUUAAGUUUAAAAUAUAGAGAAAAAUCUGUGUAUUAAAAAUAUGAAAUAAAGUUGUUUAAAAACAAAA